Molecule: messenger RNA, 210 nt
Organism: Thlaspi arvense
Lineage: Eukaryota; Viridiplantae; Streptophyta; Magnoliopsida; Brassicales; Brassicaceae
Source: the annotation of a GenBank genome assembly
AUGGAAGACGAGUCAGAAGCGAUACAGAACUUGCGUGAGACCAUCAAGAAGAGACUAAGUCCGUCCGAAAUGAUAACAUACGAUUCAUUGGCUAAAGACUUUACGUCACAUAGAAUCGGAAAGAGGGAAUUGACUACAUCGCUUCUACGUUUGCUCGAGAACGACGAGUAUUUUCAUCAAUGCUUCACAGAAGUUGGCCAACGACCUUAA